Molecule: messenger RNA, 304 nt
Organism: Ambispora leptoticha
Lineage: Eukaryota; Fungi; Glomeromycota; Glomeromycetes; Archaeosporales; Ambisporaceae
Source: the annotation of a GenBank genome assembly
CAUUUACCUUGUCAACGCACAAGAAAGGUUUCAAGCGCGCCUAAGGAUCUUGAAUCGGCCAGAGAGCGCUUGCCCAAUGCAGGAAGACACUGGAUUGGAAUCAACGAAUCAUUAUUGCUGAAAAUGUGUCGCUCGGGACUACCUCCAUUAUCGCAUUCGAGGCUUUUGGUUCGCUUCUAUAAUGGUAAAACCAUAGCCCUCGAAAAACCUAUUAUUCCUCACGCAAUGUCUGGCGUCCCCGCACAGGAAAUGAUGAAUAAAUUUGGAGAUGUAUACACAAACAUGAUAAUAGAAGUGCAGAUUA